GCUGGAGACAUCCUGCCAGCGGGCUGUGUGGAACGCAGAGGUGGCCGGAGAACGCAUCACUGGGGAGGUGGUCUUCGAUGCAGACGACGAGUACGGCCUUUCUGAGGAGAACAAUGCCUAUUUGGGACGCGGCGACUUUGUGUCCCUUGUUCGGCGAGGCAGCGAGAACGGCGAGUUCGCGCCCUUCGCCCUGAAGGUGCCUCCGCGGUUCUUCACUUGGUGCAGUUCUUAG
Symbiodinium sp. CCMP2456 is the source of this 232-nucleotide messenger RNA. The record is from the annotation of a GenBank genome assembly. NCBI's taxonomy places the organism in Eukaryota, Dinophyceae, Suessiales, Symbiodiniaceae.